AUGGCCAUCACCCUCUCCUCGUCCUCGGACGACGACCUCGUCGCCGCGCGACUGCGCCCGACCUCGACCAUGAUCCUGUCCGACUCGUCCGACGACGACGUGAAUGUCUUGGCGCUCCCGACUCGAGCGCACGAGCAGGUCAUGCCGCCGCCGAGCACCGCCGCACCCCGGCUCGUCGACUCGGCCGCCGCUCCACGGCCAUUCGCUCCACCGCCGCACGCCGGCGGAGCUGCGCGCAAGAGCAGCCUCGGCCGAGCUCGUCUGCAGCCUCGUCGCACCCUCGUCACGAAGCACGGCGCGCCGCAGCCGUCGCAGCGCCCGUCGACCUUGCGCACCGUCGUCAAGCCCGAGCCGGACGACGACGACGAGGCGCUCGCUGCGGUCCGAGCGUUGCGUUCCGAGGGCUCCAUCGCAAACGCACUCGAUCCUCGUCUCGAAGCCAUUCCCUACCCGUUCGACGUCUCGAUCCGCCUCGAAGAGAUCCGCCUCGCGCUCAAGAAGGAGCCAACUCGGCCUGUCGUCAAGCUCGACGUCGCGUUUCGCCACGUCGACCAGUCGUCGAGCAGCGCCACGUCCGCCGCAUCGACCUCUUUCCCCCUCCCUGUCCCGCCGCACUUUGCUGCUGGCUCGCUCGUCGCUUUUGCCCUCCCCGACCGCCUCUCCACGCAUUCCUUCCACGUCCCGGGCAACCCGUCCAUCCCGCUCGACGCGCCAGACCCGCCCUCCUCGUCGUCGGCGUCCUCUCGCCGACUACCACGCCCCGACGUCCGCGACGUCCUCAUCCGCGUCUCGAUCGUCGACUCGGCCCUCGAUCUCGCCCCGGAGAAGCUCUACGACAGCGCGACCGCCAUGACCGAGGGCUCGCGGCUGUCGCUGAGCGGCGAGCGAGCGCUGCGUCGGUCGGCGGCAGGGUCGCAGGUCGCCGUCAGCUGGAGGGUCGAGCUCGAGAACGACGGCAGCAGGCCUGGACCGGCGACGGACGAGGUCCUCGAGAAGUGGCUCGAGCAGGAGAUGAGGCGGUGCGAGACGGAGUGGAGGAAUGAGGUGGCCGAGCGGGCUUUGCGACAAGUCGAGAUCGAGGCGCACCCGCACCCGGCCUACGGCCCUCCUCGGCAUCUCGUGCUCGACCCGACCGCACCCUCUCCUGCCGGCCUCAUCCCGGGCCUCGCCGCCGACGUCCCACCCCUUGCCCAACCUGUCGCCUUUGCGCCCAUCCCUCGGUACCACUACACGGGCUUCGCGAGUCGCGGCGUCCCGCUCGUCGGAAGCCUCCUCGAGUCGUUCCCGCAGACCAAGCACUGGGAGGACCCGAGCGCGGCCAAUGCGCACGUCGCGGAGCGUGUCCUCCAGGCGUUCGACCCGGGAUCGGACGAUGAGGACGAGCGAGGGAAGGACCCGGACAAGGCCGAGCGGGAGCGAGCCGUCGAGAGCGAGUGGAGGACCAAGAACCUCGUCGAGUACGGGUCUUUCGACGCGCCAGAUCCAGGUCGUACGACUCGCGACUUUGCCGUCCUCAAGCGCCUCUUGUCGCACCUCAAGGUCGACCUCGUCGAGCUCGCCCAGCUCGAGCGCGAGGCCAAAGCGCAGGAUGACCUCGAGAACCGCGUCGAGCUCGACCACUUUGCGUUCGAGCGCUCGUUCGACGAGGGCCACGUGUUGCGCCGGGCGCUCAAGCUGUUCGAGGAGCGCACGGGACGGUCGGCCUUCCAGGUGCAGCAGGAGUACCGCCUUAUUGACGACGAGCAGAUCAUCACGGCCGACGAGAGCGCCGACUGCUGCUGGUUGUGCGGUGCCUACCUCUGCUCGGUUCACGCAGGCAUGCUCUGCUCGUACAACGAGCCGACCAAGGCCCCGUUCGACCCGACCGAGCACGAGCGAGAUGGCUGUCCCGACUGCGGCUCCUCGACGUGCCUGUACGACGCUCAGCAAGUCCGCAACGAGGCUGUCGGCGCCUCGGUCGACGCUGUCCAAGAUGCGCUCAAGAAGGUGCUCCUCGACGAGGACAUGCCGCCGCUCGAUCCCUGCACCGCCAGCCUCCUUCUUCAGCGCUCCCUCGACACAGAUCAGCCGUCGUCCGAGGCCAGGUCCCGUCGCUCGCGCGCCAAGAACAACGAGAGCAACAAGUGGCGCAAGCUCGAGCUCCCGCCAAACCAGUCGAGCGGCUACUCGCCGUGCGACUGUGUCGACCGCUGUUCGGCCGACUGCCUGUGCGUCGAGGCCAAGACGUACUGCGACCGGUGGUGCGCCUGUCCGCCAAGCUGUUCUCGCCGCUUUCGCGGCUGCGUCGACCACGAUUGCGCCGUGUCGAGCAAGUGCUGGUGCCUCGACCGGUCCCGCCAGUGCGACCCGCAGAUCUGCGGCUGCAACGCCGCGACGUGCUCGAACAGCGCCAUCCGCCUCGGUCGACGAAAGGCGACCGCCGUCGUCCGCUCGCAAAUUCCUGGAGGUGGCUUUGGCGCCAUCCUGCUCGAGCCGGCCACGAAGGACGAGUCCGUCGACCUUUACGGCGGCGAGCUGCACCCGCAAGGCCUCACCGACUCGCCGACGAUGGAGAGCAAGUGGGGUCAUUGGCGAGCGACCUUUGCCGACGGCGUCGAGCAUUCGUACUGGUUCGACGUCGACGGCGGCGACGCGAUCGACAGCCUGCUGCUCGGCAACGUGAUCCGGUGCGUCAACCACGACCGCGAGCGCGCCAACGUCGUCCCGAGAAUCGUCAACGUCGCAGGGACCCACCAGAUCGCUCUCUACACUCUGCGCGACCUCGAGGCGGGCGACGAGCUGCUGCUCGACUACGGCGAGGCGUACCUCGAGCCGUGGAUGGAGCGAGGCGGCGGGUCAUAG
This is a messenger RNA of Rhodotorula graminis WP1, 2841 nucleotides long. RefSeq lists its product as uncharacterized. Gene Ontology annotation, biological process: chromatin remodeling. The coding region runs from base 1 to 2841 and encodes 946 amino acids. NCBI's taxonomy places the organism in Eukaryota, Fungi, Basidiomycota, Microbotryomycetes, Sporidiobolales, Sporidiobolaceae. The transcript is spliced from 15 exons. Gene Ontology annotation, molecular function: protein binding; histone methyltransferase activity. The record is from RefSeq and is a predicted model, not a curated record.